Penicillium odoratum is the source of this 1272-nucleotide messenger RNA. Its product is annotated as LysM peptidoglycan-binding domain-containing protein. Lineage: Eukaryota; Fungi; Ascomycota; Eurotiomycetes; Eurotiales; Aspergillaceae. The transcript has 2 exons. The record is from RefSeq and is a predicted model, not a curated record. The annotation marks the transcript as partial.
AAGCGCAAGUCUGCAUGUUCAACCAUUUUGACAAAGUCUGGUGAUACCUGUGCCACUCUAGCCGCUAGAUGUGGUAUUACAACUGCACAACUUUCUGAAUACAACACAGAUGCUUCCCUCUGCUCAUCGAUUACUACGGGAAUACCCGUUUGCUGCUCAUUUGGGACCUUAAAUCUUCCUCCUGUGGAGGAAAGCGAUGGUCUCUGCUAUACCUACACCGUUCAGGCCAACGACACCUGUAAGCUUAUUGCGGAUGGAUAUCAGAUCACGGUAGAUCAGCUCAAGACGUAUAACGAUGACACAUACGGCUGGGGUGAAUGUGGGGAAUUGGAUGAGGGCGCUUUUAUCUGUUUGAGUUCUGGUUCCCCGCCUAUGCCGGCCUCUCUCCCGAACGCUAUUUGUGGGCCACAGGUCCCUGGUACUGCGCGUCCCAGUAAUAUGUCGGAUCUUGACGAUCUGAACCCGUGUCUUGCGACCAAUUGCAAGUGUAAUUUGGAUGUGGGCCUUUGUUACAACACUGUGGCUUCUAGUUCUGGAUGUCCAAUGAGUACAGCGCAGAUUGCCACCACUACUACUAUGGCGAAAACAACAUAUACUUUUACCGAGCCAACAUCCACUUCAACGAAGACAGCAAGCACUUCAAUAAAGUCAACAAGCAGUUCAAAGAAGGCAACAAGCACAGCCACUGAGCCCACAAGCACUUCAACGAAAACUCCCACCACAAUGAGCACAUCAACUUCAACAAAAACAACCCAUAAACAAACAACUACAGCCUCAACCACAUCUAUCGUGCAAAUCACACAUGUCGACUGGACUCCAUCUACCACAACCAUCUCCACCAGCUCAACAGCUACCUACAACCCCUGGGAAAUAGCAAUGUACGCCAAAGCCGACUGUGAGGGCGACUACUACUACCUAUCAGGAAACAACCAAGAUUACUCCUCAACAUGUCUCAACGUCCACACCGGCACGGGCAUCUCCUCCUCAUUCACAAAGACAGGCACAUGGUGCCGCUGGUACACCGACGGCGGAGUCACCUCAUCAGAUUGCGAUACAAGCACACUGGAAACGCCCGCAUCGUGGUAUCUUACCUCUGCCAUCUGUACGGUAUUUCCAGAUUCCGAAUGCACGGGAAAGAAUGGGUCAGCAAGAGCUUGUACCAGUUGGAAGGCCACCGAUUCUGACGGUGGGUGUGUCAAUUAUGCGGAAAAUAAGUUUGAUGUUUCGACCUGGGGAUCGAUGCAGUGCAAUUGGUAUCCAAACGAAGCUUGA